AUGCAUAAUCUUUUUCUGGGAACACCAAAGAGAAUGAUUGAAACAUGGACAACAAUGAAAAAAAUGAAAAACAAUGAUCUGCUUGCAAUGCAGACAGUUGCAGCAACGAUGAUAUUGCCCAGUGACUAUACCAAGCUGAAAACGAAGAUAGGAAAGGGCUUUUCCCACAUGAAAGCAGAUGAGUGGAAGUCUUGGGUAUUGGUGUACUCUCCCGUGCUUCUAAAACCAGUUCUUCCGUCCAAUAUGUUCAAUGGCUGGAUGCACUAUGUAAAAGCAUGCCGUAUACUUACCAAGCACACAGAUAUCUACAAGAAUUCUGUCAAUCUUGUGAAGAUACAUAUGAACCAAAAGUCCUCACCUGCAACAUGCACCUGCACCUCCAUCUUCAUGACACAAUUCGUGAUUUUGGACCCGUGUAUGGCUAUUGGCUCUUUGGUUUUGAGAGAUACAAUGGUUUGUUAA
Messenger RNA from Phycomyces blakesleeanus NRRL 1555(-), 462 nucleotides. RefSeq lists its product as hypothetical. The transcript has 2 exons. The record is from RefSeq and is a predicted model, not a curated record. The coding region runs from base 1 to 462 and encodes 153 amino acids. Lineage: Eukaryota; Fungi; Mucoromycota; Mucoromycetes; Mucorales; Phycomycetaceae.